AUCAUCUUCUUCAUUAGUCUCUCUCUCACUCUCUCGAUAUUCUCUAACAUGGAGAAAAGAAUGAAGCUCCGGGUUUCAAGAAUAGUCCGGUCAUCUUUAAGCUCUUGCCGACCACGAGAUCUAUACGACGUCGUUGAGACUUGUGCUGUUACAAGUCAAGCAACGUCUUCCGAGAGGUUCUUCGUUACCGAAGCCAAAACCAAAACUCCACGACCAAAGACGACUUAUGCUUCUUCUUGCCCUCGUGCGUCACCGAUAUUCCCACCAAACCCUUUCUACGAAGAGAGCCGUUCAUUUCGAGAUUUGAGGAAGAAGGUUAAGACAAACCGGAAGCAGAGAUCGCAGUUUGGUUCUGAUCCUCUCUUUGCUUCACGUUUUAAGUCAACCGGGUCUUGGUACUGGUCUUGUAGCGAGGAAGAAGACGAAGGAGACAAAGAAGAAAGUGAAGAUGAUUCUGAUACUCUCUUUUCUUCUAGAAGCUUCUCCUCCGACUCGUCGAAGGCGGAGAGUUUUGCGGUGGUGAAGAAGUCCAAGGAUCCGUACGAAGAUUUCAGGACGUCAAUGGUGGAGAUGAUUGUUGAGAGACAGAUAUUUGCAGCGGCUGAGCUACAACAGCUUCUUCAGUGUUUUUUGUCGUUAAACUCUCGUCAACACCACAAAGUUAUUGUCCAAGUGUUCUUAGAAAUUUAUGCUACCUUGUUCUCUCCCUAAUUUCUCUAUCUACCUUUUAACAUCUUUUGUAAAAGUACUAUGUUGAAUCUUGAAUCUUGCUUUAGUGUUUGGUUCUUUUUUCGACCUAGAUUCUUUUCUCUUUUUUCAGAUUAUCUUUGUCUUACCUUUCUCUGUACUUUUGUUUUCAUGAACCAAAUUGAGUUAACUCCAAAUAAAAUUGCAAUAACAAU
This is a messenger RNA of Arabidopsis arenosa, 902 nucleotides long. The record is from the annotation of a GenBank genome assembly. NCBI's taxonomy places the organism in Eukaryota, Viridiplantae, Streptophyta, Magnoliopsida, Brassicales, Brassicaceae.